Molecule: messenger RNA, 1476 nt
Organism: Salvia hispanica
Lineage: Eukaryota; Viridiplantae; Streptophyta; Magnoliopsida; Lamiales; Lamiaceae
Product: UV-B-induced protein At3g17800, chloroplastic-like
Source: RefSeq, a predicted model, not a curated record
CUACUCGAAAAGCGAAUAUUCUAUACCUAUUUUCGUUUUCGUUUCGAGUUAAAAAACAACAGUAUACUCUCAGUCUCUCAUUGAUCUGAAUUCGGAUUCUCCAUCACAACAAACAUCCUUCAAAUUCAGAUUGAAGCAAAGCAACCGAUCAAUCAAUCAAUCAAUCUGCAGCAAUCGGAAACUGAUUUGUUGAAUGGACUGCUGCUUCUUCUCCUACACCAAUCCCCGAUUCCCGACUCCGCCCGCCCGCCGUCCGAUCUCGCUAGGGCCGCGGCUGAUCGUGGUGGCUGGCGCGAGCAGCAGCAGGAGCAGGUGCGACUUCGGCGGACUGCACGCGCCGCUCGAGCCGCGGACGCCGGCGGGGAGGCUUCUCAGCGGCGUCUGCCUGGACGAUCGCGCCGGAUUUCACGCGGCGGCGAGGGGAGAGCUCGAGCGGCUUGCGGUUGAGAGAGAUGAGGCGGCGGCGCGGCUGCAGCUCAGCCUCGGCUCCGAUGAAGCUUGCCUCCAUAGGAGAAUCGCGGAGUUCAGACAACACGAAUGCCAAGAUGCAGUUGAGGAUGUAAUGUAUAUGCUCAUAUUCUACAAAUUCUCUGAAAUAGGAGUCAGUUUAGUGCCACGUCUCUCCAAGUGCGCCUAUAAUGGUAGGCUGGAGAUAUGGCCUUCGAAGGACUGGGAACUCGAGUCUAUCCAUAAUUCUGAGGUUCUGCAGAUGGUGAGGGAACAUCUAAGUGCCCUUGUUGGAUGCAAGGCGAACUCCAACGUCACAGACAGCUGGGCCACGACAAAGGUACAAAGGUUUCGCCUCUGUGAAAUGUAUGCUGCUUCCAUCUUGUAUGGCUACUUCUUGAAGACUGCUUCCUUGAGGUACCAACUCGAACGAGGUCUAGAUCUCAGCAGCUCCCACUACGGCCUUGCUGGUCGAGGCAAGCAUCCAGUUUCAGAGAUGUUUACUGCAGGAUCCAGCUACAUCGCCCAUGGCCGUGUCAGUAGCUCUAUAUCCACCCCAGCAAGUCCAGUUUCAUAUUCUCUGGGGAAUAAUCCGAAGAGCCUGCGACUCUAUAUGAUGGGAUUCGACCACGAAUCAGUUCAGAUGUGUGCAAAGCCCAAGUCCAAGGAGGCGGUGGAUCUACUUGAGAGACACACCGCUGCUCUAUUCGGUGAUGAGGAGACAGGCCUGCUUGAAACAGACGACGCGCUUACUACCUCAUUCGCGAGCCUGAAGAGAUUUCUGCUCGAAGCUGUUGCCUUUGGCUCCUUCCUCUGGAGUGCGGAGAACUUUGUGAGCGAUGUAUAUAUGCUCGAGGAUAACUGACUACUACACGAUCACUGCAGCGCCUUCUGUGCUCGUUUUUACGCGUAGUUUCUGUAGAUGAUGGUGUUUUUGUUGCUUUCAGAUAUUGAGUUGUAUAUAUUAUGCUCUGCCUCUGAUGGCUGACCUGUAUAUAUAUAUAUUUAUAUAUGAUCGUUCUUGCUUUA